CGCGGUGUUGUCUUCGGCUUUGAUGGUCGUUACAACUCCAGACGUUUUGCUCACGUGGCGGCUGCUGUGUUCCUUUCCCAGGGUGCUAAGGUCUACUUGUAUGACAAGGCUACUACAUGCACUCCUUUCAACCCUUACUUGGUUAAGAAGUACAACUGCUGUGCCGGUGCUCAGGUCACUGCUUCUCACAACCCCAAGAUGGAUAACGGCUACAAGGUCUAUGCUGCUAAUGGUGCUCAGAUCAUACCUCCCAUGGAUAGUCAAAUUUCUGAUUCCAUUGCUAAGAAUCUUGUUCCAUGGAAGGAGGCUCUCGAGCUCUUGGAUGUUGAUGGAGAGUGUUAUCUUAAGGACACGUCUAAGAUCAUCGAUCCCUAUGAUGAUGUUCUCUUGACUUAUCUCGACCAGAUGUAUCAUGAGCUGUGCCGAUUCCCUGAAGAGAACAAGAAGUGCACCUUGAAGUUCGCUUACACUGCCAUGCACGGUGUCGGUCUUCCCUUCACUACUGGACUGUUGAAGAGGUUCAACAUCCCUGAUGAGUGCAUUAAGGUUUUCGAGCCCCAGGCUCAUCCUGAUCCCGAGUUCCCCACUGUGCCGUUCCCCAACCCCGAGGAGAAAGGUGCUCUGAAUCUGUGUCUUGCCUUCGCUAAGGAGAACAACUGCGAUUAUGUUAUUGCUAACGAUCCUGAUUCUGAUCGCUUCACUGCUUGUGAGAAACAGAAGAAUGGUGAGUGGCAUCAGUUCACUGGUGAUGAGCUCGGAACUAUCUUCGGAGAUUUCUCCAUUUUGAUGGCCCUUCGUCGUGGUGUCCAGCCGAGAAGUGCUUGGUUCUUAACUCGACUGUUUCUUCUAAGAUGCUCGCCGCUGUUGCUAAGCACUACGGUUGCCGUUAUACUGAUACCUUGA
Perkinsus marinus ATCC 50983 is the source of this 903-nucleotide messenger RNA. Its product is annotated as phosphoglucomutase, putative. Gene Ontology annotation, molecular function: phosphopentomutase activity. The transcript has a single exon. The record is from RefSeq and is a predicted model, not a curated record. Lineage: Eukaryota; Perkinsozoa; Perkinsida; Perkinsidae. Gene Ontology annotation, biological process: carbohydrate metabolic process; purine ribonucleoside salvage. The annotation marks the transcript as partial.